This is a messenger RNA of Salvelinus namaycush (lake trout), 2481 nucleotides long. RefSeq names its product ras and EF-hand domain-containing protein homolog. Lineage: Eukaryota; Metazoa; Chordata; Actinopteri; Salmoniformes; Salmonidae. Gene Ontology annotation, molecular function: calcium ion binding; GTPase activity; GTP binding. Bases 1 to 2178 code for a protein of 725 amino acids. The record is from RefSeq and is a predicted model, not a curated record. The transcript has 17 exons.
AUGUCGUUACCAGCCAUGGGUACGGACCGGGAGAGUCUCUGCUCGCUCUUUCACGCUUGUGAUGUGGAUAAUUCUGGACGGAUUGAAAAAGACGAGUUUGUCCAAAUCUGCUCAGAGCUCCUUGUCCCGCCGACGGAGAGAGAGCACAUAUUCUCUAAACUGGACACCGACAGAGACGGGACAAUCAAUCUAGCGGAGUUCAUUAGCGGCUUCCACCGGAUCUCUGAGCAAGUGUACUGCGGGGAUAUGGAGAGCAAGAGCUGGGGAGUCUCCUCUCAGGCCUGGGAAGAUUUCCAGACCCGACUAGGGGACCAUGCCCGGUUUAUACCCAGGAAUGAGCAGGCAGCCACGCUAUACCAGAACAUCAGUAUGACAGAGCCCAGGAUGGUGCCUCAGUAUGAGAGAGUCAUUAUGAGCUUCACCAGAGAGAUCAAGCAGCACAAUGCUGAGAUGGAGAACCUGGCCCUGGCUGUGAAACGAGCCCAUGACCAAGCCGCCAUGCAGCUCAGUGAGAUGGAGGAGGAGAUGGAUCAACGCAUCCAUGCAGCUGAGAACAACACACAGCAACAGGAGGCCAAUAGGACUGAGGCAGCUCUGAGUGAGCUGAAGAGACACUAUGAGUCUGAGGUGUGUGAACUGCAGCACAAGCUCCAGAAGAUGCAGCUGAUUGAAGACCAGUACAAGAACAUCAACAUGAAAGACGAGUCUUCAACCCUGAAGAGAAAGAUCAACGAACUGACUCUGGAAAACCAGCGGUUGAAGCAGGAGUUGAUGCAGUCUCAAACUAACAUAGCCUUCCUUCAGAGUGAACUGGCCUCUCUGAAGAGUGAUCUGACAGACCACAGCAUCAACUCUGAGCGGGAUGAGGCGAUGAUGAGAGAGUUCUCUGAUGAGAGGGAGAACCUGGAGCGACAGAUAGAGAUCCUACAAACAGCCAACAGGAAGCUCCAUGACAGUAACGACGGGCUGCGCAGUUCCCUGGAGAACACCCUCAGCAAGAGCAAUAAGGUGAGCAGUGCUUCCCCAGCCAGCACCAUUAGCAGGAGGAGCAAGAGUAUCUGUUACUCAUCACCAUACAGGUUCUACCAGGCGGGUGUGGAUGGUGUGGAUGUGGACGAAGACCUGCUGGGCCUUUGUGGAGGUGAAGGUGGUAGGAGUUCUCUGGGGUGUCGGCGGACCAGUCUGGACACCCUAGCCCUGGCUCUGUGUGACCCGGCCAUGCAGCGCAAACGCAGCUGUGAGGUAGACAGCCUGCCCGAGAGCUGCCUAGACAGCGGCAUGUCCACGCUGCGUGGCUCCAACAACGGAUAUGACUCUGAGCAGGAGGUGAAAGGGCACGAGGAGGAACAGAGGAUGGCCGGGAACACAGACAGCCUGGCGGGGGACCACUCAGACAACGACGUUGCAGAGAUGCGGGAUGAGAUGGUGUUUGGAUCAGACAGUGAUUCUGUCCUGGACUGGAAACCUUUGGAGUCAGUCAGCCGGACCAGCUCUGGAGCGUCCACACGCAAGGCCCUCUCUGCCAUCACCAAUGAGAAGGAGUCAGCUGACCUGGGCUAUAUGACAUCAGAGAAGGCCUACAGGGUGGUGUUGGCUGGCGACGCAGCGGUGGGCAAGUCCAGCUUCCUGCUCCGCCUCUGCAAGAACGAGUUCCGAGGAAACAGCAGCGCUACCCUGGGGGUGGACUUUCAGAUGAAGACUCUAGUAGUGGAUGGAGAGCCCACCCUUCUACAGUUGUGGGACACAGCAGGCCAGGAGAGGUUCCGCAGCAUUGCGAAGUCCUACUUCAGACGAGCCGACGGGGUCCUCCUGCUGUAUGAUGUCACCUGUGAACAGAGCUUUCUCAACGUGAGAGAAUGGGUGGACAUGAUUGAGGACGUGUCCCAGGAUGACAUUCCCAUCAUGCUAGUUGGAAAUAAGUGUGACCUGAGGGAGCAAGCGCUACAGGACAGUGUCACCUGUGUCCCCACCAGCUUCGGAGAGAAGCUGGCCAUGACAUAUAACGCCCUCUUCUGUGAGACUAGUGCUAAAGACGGAUCUAAUGUCAUAGAGGCCGUGCUGCAUCUGGCCAGAGAGAUGACCAAGCAGGUUCAUGGGGAUGAGAACCAGGAGUCUGUGACUAACCUCUACAGAAGUCCCAACAAGAAGAUGCCCACUGUCACCUGCUGCACAGGAUAAGAAACCACACAGGAACACUACUAGAGUAACCAAAACUCAGCACCAGAGCAACCACAGCAACAGAACACCCCAAUACUAGAACACUGUCAGCAAAGACAGAACAAGAGAAAAAUGAGACUUCAGAAUAACAGAACACAGGAGAAUCCAGUCAGAACACUUGAGUACCAUAACACUAGAAUAUCAGAACAGCUGAUUUUCUCAUAUGAGAUCAACUGUGCUUGUUUUAACUUCUACUUGCACACAAUCCCGGAUCCGGGAGCACCCCCAUCAGUAAAAAAGCUGACUAGCAUAGCCUAGCAUAGC